Messenger RNA from Branchiostoma belcheri (Belcher's lancelet), 579 nucleotides. RefSeq lists its product as uncharacterized. The record is from RefSeq and is a predicted model, not a curated record. Bases 160 to 579 code for a protein of 139 amino acids. NCBI's taxonomy places the organism in Eukaryota, Metazoa, Chordata, Leptocardii, Amphioxiformes, Branchiostomatidae. The transcript is spliced from 2 exons.
CUGAGGCUGAGAGGGACCAUUUUUUUACCUCAGCCUUAUGCUUUUUGCCAUUUAGGAACUGUCACUGAUGGGGAGUUCUCCACCCUGAGAACACAAGGCGACACCCGACCCCUUCAUCUUUGGCAGCUCAUCCAUGAUGCAAGAGAAAGUGUGUCCAGGAUGAGUAAGGCAACUCUAGCGAAGAUGCUGCAGAUUGAUGAUGACGACCUCGCCCAGCCACGUGCACCAGCAGAAAACUGUGUACCAGAGGAAGUCAAGAGAAAAAUGCAUCUUCUGCAAGAAGACGGCUUGACUUUUGAAGAUGCACUUCAUCAUGUACGUAAAGAUGUAAUUCCGGAGGGAUACACGUACCAUACAUGGCGGCCUCACAUCCCUGAGACGGAACUGGACAAGCUGCGUUCCAUCAUCGCAACAUUCCGGUUCCGUGCAAGAGUAGCCCAGCUGAAACAGGAGGGAGCGGACUUUACGAAGUACUUGUAUGUGCCAGAAGUAGAUCCCAUCACCAACAGGGAGCACCAUGAGAGGGAAGACCACAAUCACAUGCUGAAGCAUAUGGCACACGAGAGACGGCGGACAUGA